AUGACGGAGCAACGAAAGGAGAUUAUCGAUCCUGAAACCUUCGACCGGUGUGAUUUCCUGCCAUGCCACGAAGGUCCGAACGUCCUUCCACACGACUUGCUGUUCCAUUCCUUAUAUGAUUUGGCACUCAGGCAGAACACCAUUAUCAUCAAGGACAAAAAUACCGGACUAUGUGCGUCUCAUCAGCAAUUCAUCGGAGACAUCCUUGCUCUCCGAAGCAAGUUGCGUGCAGAACUUGACCCGAGCACUUUAACGGAUCUGCAGCACGAACGUGAAAUAUGCCUCUUGAUAUGCGCUGAAGGCUAUGAAUUCGCAGUGUCUUUCUUUGCCGUUCAAGCUCUUGGUGGUAUUGCUGUGCCCUGCAGUCCACACAUUACCCUCAAGGAGGUGAACCAUAAUGCUGAUACAGUGCGAGCGAAAGCCAUCAUAACGAGCAUCAAAUCGUUGCAACUUGCACAAGACCUCGAAGAGCAAUUCAAGUCUCGGACAAAGUCAUUCAAGGUUGUGUGCUCCACACCAGUUUUGAUCUCUCCUCUUCUGGAUCUAAGCUCUGUCACCAUCAAUUCAGGGAGAACACCAGACCAGAACAAACCUGCACUGGUGAUUUUCACCUCUGGCUCAACAGGGCCGCCAAAGGGAGUUGCCAUAAGGAGGUACAAUCUUUACGCUUUAGCAAGAUAUUUCGUCAACAACCUGAAAAUAAAUCAAGAAACCACAAUCGUUCAGUUUCUGCCUACUCAUCACGCGACGGGACUUCUCUUCAAUACGCUCCCUGCACUUAUCGGUGGCGGAUGCGUUGAGUUCAGCCAGGGAGGCUUCGAUGCAGCUAAAGUCUGGGAAAGGUUUCGGGAAGGUGGCUUACCAUCGUUCUCGGCACUUCCGACCGUCUACGUUCGUCUUUUGAGGUACUGGGAAACGGUCUUAUCCAAGCUCCCCCAAGGACAAAGCGAGAGCUACCGAGUGGCCGUCUCGACCAUUGGCAGUUUCCAUUCAUCAACCUCUGCACUCUCGCGUGAGGUGGGCGUCAGAUGGAGAGAAUUGACUGGCAAAGCUAUCACUGAGAGAUAUGGAGGUUCGGAGGUAGGAGGCGUCUAUUCCAAUGUUGUGGGUGAGCUGGUUGUCCCAGGAUCAGUUGGAAAGAAGAUACGAAUGACAGAGUCAAAACUGUCUGGUGGAGACCAUGGGGAGAUAUUGGCCCGUAGCCCCUUCGUGUUCAUGAAAUAUAUGUACGACCCAGAGGCAACCAGAAGAGCGUUUGACCAAGACGGUUUCUAUCUGACUGGUGACAUCGCUCGGCAAGAGGGAGACCUGUACUUCAUCGAAGGUCGUUCCGCAGUCGACAUUAUCAAGUCUGGGGGCUAUAAGAUCUCCGCCCUGGAUAUCGAAGAAGAGAUCCGAAGUCAUCCCCAGGUGUCUGAGGUAGCUGUGGUUGGUGUCGACGACGACGAGUUUGGACAACGAAUUGCUGCGGCUGUGGUUCUUCAUGCCUCGGCCGAAAACCUGACUCUAACUGAACUUCGCAAGUGGCUUGGAACACGCCUUUCCAACUAUAAGUUGCCGACGAUGCUUCGGGUCGUCCCUGAGCUUCCCAAAACACCGACAUUCAAGGUGCGGAAGCUGUUGAUUAAGAAAGACCUGUUCGAGAUAGCGCACCCUGACAUCCAAAUGUGGUCAGGAUCGAAGAGGAAGGCGGCAAGGCUAUGA
Exophiala bonariae is the source of this 1704-nucleotide messenger RNA. RefSeq lists its product as uncharacterized. The coding region runs from base 1 to 1704 and encodes 567 amino acids. The record is from RefSeq and is a predicted model, not a curated record. NCBI's taxonomy places the organism in Eukaryota, Fungi, Ascomycota, Eurotiomycetes, Chaetothyriales, Herpotrichiellaceae. The transcript has 2 exons. Gene Ontology annotation, molecular function: medium-chain fatty acid-CoA ligase activity. Gene Ontology annotation, biological process: fatty acid metabolic process.